Lachnellula hyalina is the source of this 438-nucleotide messenger RNA. It is a transcript of the gene ASN1, whose product is annotated as Asparagine synthetase [glutamine-hydrolyzing]. Gene Ontology annotation, cellular component: cytosol. The record is from RefSeq and is a predicted model, not a curated record. Gene Ontology annotation, molecular function: asparagine synthase (glutamine-hydrolyzing) activity. NCBI's taxonomy places the organism in Eukaryota, Fungi, Ascomycota, Leotiomycetes, Helotiales, Lachnaceae. Bases 1 to 438 code for a protein of 145 amino acids. The transcript has 2 exons.
AUGCAGUUUUUGGAAGUGUCAAUGAACAUUGAUCCCGCAGACAAGUUGAUCACCAAAGACAGAAUUGAGAAAUACAUUCUUCGAAAGGCUUUCGACAUGUCCGACGAGCCAGGUGCCAAGCCAUAUUUGCCAGACCACAUUCUCUACAGACAAAAGGAGCAGUUUAGUGAUGGUGUUGGUUACGGGUGGAUUGAUGCGCUCAAAGACAACGCUGAACUUCAUGUUACUGAUGAGAUGAUGAAGAACCCUAAGCCAGAAUGGGGCAGCGAUAUUCCAGAUACCAAGGAAGCAUACUGGUACCGAACGAUGUUUGACGAGCACUUUCCUCCACAGUGUGCAGAUACUGUUGUUAGGUGGCUGCCGACUUGGUCCAACCAGACUGAUCCCAGUGGAAGAGCUAUCUCAACUCAUAACCAGAAGUACGACGAGAAGAAAUGA